AUGACACUAGCACAAGGAGAAAUUCGACUAAGAUGUGAAUCUAGCACAGAAGCUAUCGUGUGGUAUAUCGAAUGCAUGUUACGUUAUGCUAACUACCCCAUAUUCUCUAUAAACAAUGACUCUAUAGCUCGCCCUUUGGGGGAUCGAAGAACAAAGUUUGGUGAGUUCAAACAGGAUUUGAGAGACACAUUUAUCAGUCUCCUUCAAACCGCUACUACUGGGAAUUCAUCAUCAUCAUUAGCAUCAGCCACUACAACUGUUUAUCUUACAACAGACAUAUCUAUGAGUUGCUAUGUGGAUUGCACUCCUGAUUUAAGUGCCCCAAAAUGCAAGACAUGCUUACAAAGUGCACUAAGUAAGCUUCCAUCACCUGGUAGAUCAGGAGUUCUUCUGCAACCAAGUUGCAGAUUGAUGUAUGCUUUCAAUGAUGCUAGACCUGUUUUACCAGAUAAAAGGUUAAUCAUAGCCUUGGGUGUCAUUUCCGCAAUCGCAGGUGCAUCAUGCUUCAUAAUUGUUUAUGUCUAUCUCAAAAGAAGAAAGAGCAUCACAAAACCCAAAGGGUUAGAUGAGAUUGAAACCAGGGAAAAUCUGCACUUCGAAUUUGAAGCCAUCAGAGCUGCCACAGACAACUUUGCCACGGCUAAUAAGCUUGGACAGGGUGGAUUUGGUGUUGUCUACAUGGGAACACUUGCAGAUGGGCAAGCAGUGGCUGUUAAGAGGCUCUCAAAGGCUUCGAGUCAAGGUAUCAAGGAGUUUAAGACUGAGGCCUGCUUAGCAGCAAAACUUCAACAUAAGAAUCUUGUCAGAGUUUUCGGGUUUUGCUUGCAAGGGAAUGAGAUGUUACUUGUCUACGAAUUUGUGCCCAAUAAAAGCCUUGAUCGAUAUUUAUUUGGUCCAAAUAGAGGAGCAUAUUUGAAGUGGGAAGCUCGUCAUAAGAUCAUAGUGGGCAUUGCAAGAGGAUUUCUUUACCUACACGAAGAUUCUCGCCCUAAAAUUAUUCAUCGUGAUCUUAAACCCAGCAACAUCUUGUUAGAUGGAGAAAUGAACCCAAAAAUUGCAGAUUUUGGCAUGGCAAAGCUUUUUGGAGUAGAUCAAACCCAGGGAAAUACCAGCCGAGUGGCGGGAACAUUCGGAUACAUGGCACCGGAAUAUGCAACAACAGGACACUUUUCAGUCAAGUCGGACAUUUUCAGUUAUGGUGUAAUACUUUUAGAGAUUGUGAGCGGUCAGAGGAAUAGCUUUUCAGAUACAGAUGACCAGGAUGAGAACCUUCUACACUAUGCAUGGAGACUAUGGCAAGAGAAAACUCACUUGAACUUGGUAGAUUCAGCAUUCGGAAAUGAUUUUUCGAAAGAUGAAGUUGAACGAUGCAUAUACAUUGGGUUAUUGUGCAUUCAAGAGGACCCUGCAAAAAGGCCAAACAUUGCAUCAGUUUUGCUCAUGCUUAAUACCAAACCUAUUAACUUUCCACAACCUUCACCACCUCCAGCUCUACCUUAUAGUAAAGGAAAACAAGUAGCAUCACAAGAAAGUUUGGGUACUCAGGCAGAGGAUGACAUCACAGACCUGCUUCCUCGAUGA
This is a messenger RNA of Amaranthus tricolor (Joseph's coat), 1581 nucleotides long. Its product is annotated as cysteine-rich receptor-like protein kinase 44. Lineage: Eukaryota; Viridiplantae; Streptophyta; Magnoliopsida; Caryophyllales; Amaranthaceae. Bases 1 to 1581 code for a protein of 526 amino acids. Gene Ontology annotation, molecular function: protein kinase activity; ATP binding. Gene Ontology annotation, biological process: protein phosphorylation. The transcript has 7 exons. The record is from RefSeq and is a predicted model, not a curated record.